ACCCCAAGCGUUGCCACCAUCAACUCACAAGCGCAUCAGUCAGCAACCGUGUGCAGCUUUUUCUUACACUAUUUACCCUGCAUUUUUAAAACCCUAAAUUGAACAGAACAGAGGUUGUCUUCACAAACAGCACAAAACACCCAAAAAGUCGCAGAGCGAGAUAGCCCACAAAGAGUUGUCAUAAACUCCUCCAAAAAAGUACAGGGUCAGUAAGAGAUGGCUCAGCUGAAGGCAAUAUCUCCAUGUUCAUCACUCAAUCUAUCUGUUCAUGUCCCUAAGAGCGAUUUAAUGCUGUGUAAUGACAAUGUAUCUUUUUCAAAGAAGUCAGCUUUGUUUCAAGAGUUGGGCGCUAGAAACAGUGAGCUUCAGGGUGAUGCAGUUGUGAGCAAUAAAGGGAAUGGUCUUCGAGUUCAUUGCAACAAAGGGAUUCAAGCAGUACUAUCCCAUGAUAAAGCUACUGAGGUUUUUGAAGCUACAAAGACUAAAGGGCUAAGAGGAAAAUUAAACAAGGUUGUUUUAGCCUAUAGUGGUGGCUUAGACACCUCAGUUAUUGUCCCAUGGCUACGGGAGAAUUACGGUUGUGAAGUCGUUUGCUUCACUGCUGAUGUUGGUCAGGGAGUAGGAGAAUUGGAAGGCCUGGAACAAAAGGCCAAGGCUAGUGGUGCUUGUCAGCUAGUGGUGAAGGACUUGCAGGAGGAAUUUGUGAGAGACUUUAUUUUUCCCUGCAUGCGAGCAGGCGCCAUCUAUGAACGGAAAUACUUGCUGGGAACAUCAAUGGCACGCCCUGUUAUUGCAAAGGCCAUGGUGGAUGUUGCAAAAGAAGUUGGAGCCGAUGCUGUUGCUCAUGGAUGCACAGGAAAAGGAAAUGAUCAGGUUCGCUUUGAGCUCACCUUCUUUGCUCUGAAUCCUGAGCUCAAUGUUGUGGCUCCUUGGCGGGAAUGGGAUAUCACAGGAAGAGAAGAUGCCAUUGAAUAUGCCAAGAAACACAACGUGCCUGUCCCAGUGACAAAGAAAUCCAUAUACAGCAGAGACAGAAACUUAUGGCACCUGAGCCAUGAGGGUGACAUUCUGGAAGACCCUGCUAAUGAGCCAAAGGAAGAUAUGUACAUGAUGUCUACUAGUCCAGAAGCUGCACCUGACAAACCUGAAUAUGUAGAGAUUGGGAUAGUGUCUGGCCUUCCUGUUUCUGUAAAUGGGGUGAAGCUUUCCCCAGCUUCUCUACUUUCGAAACUCAAUGAGAUUGGUGGGAAACAUGGUAUUGGCCGUAUUGACAUGGUUGAGAACCGACUUGUUGGUAUGAAAAGCCGUGGAGUAUAUGAAACUCCUGGAGGCACCAUUCUCUUCACUGCUGUACGUGAGCUAGAGUCAUUAACCCUGGAUCGAGAAACGAUGCAAGUUAAAGAUUCACUUGCUCUAAAGUAUGCUGAGCUAGUGUAUGCAGGCAGGUGGUUUGACCCACUGCGGGAAUCAAUGGAUGCAUUUAUGGAGAAGAUCACAGAGAAGACAAACGGUUCAGUCAGACUUAAGUUGUACAAAGGAUCUGUGUCAGUAGCUAGCCGGACAAGCCCCAAUAGCCUGUAUAGGGAGGACAUAUCCUCCUUUGAGAGUGGGCAAAUAUAUGAUCAGGCCGAUGCAGCUGGAUUUAUUCGACUCUAUGGUCUUCCAAUGAGGGUUAGGGCAAUGCUUGAGAAGGGCAUCUGAUGAUUGUUCUUGUGAUCUACCGUCCAAUGAUCGACUUUUUGGUUCAUUCUCUUGUUUCAGGAAGACAUUUAGGAAAUCAUAACGAUUGAUUAGUUUUCAUUGCGAUUUUCUUAUAUGUAAGUUUCUCUUAGACAUGUUCUUCAGCUGAUGUUUUGUCAAGCAGGGAACUUGAAAAUUUCGGGGAUCAGUGAGUAUGGCUAUGUAAAGGAUGGUCGAUUUAGGAUGCAAAUUCUAACCAUUCACUUAUAGUUGGUGAA
This is a messenger RNA of Populus nigra (black poplar), 1958 nucleotides long. Its product is annotated as argininosuccinate synthase, chloroplastic-like. Gene Ontology annotation, molecular function: argininosuccinate synthase activity; ATP binding. The record is from RefSeq and is a predicted model, not a curated record. The transcript has 10 exons. Gene Ontology annotation, cellular component: cytoplasm. Gene Ontology annotation, biological process: L-arginine biosynthetic process; urea cycle. NCBI's taxonomy places the organism in Eukaryota, Viridiplantae, Streptophyta, Magnoliopsida, Malpighiales, Salicaceae. Bases 217 to 1701 code for a protein of 494 amino acids.